AUGAAAAAGGUCAAGAAGUCCUCGCGUGGUAUAAUGCAGCAAGAAGGCCACAUCAACUGGAUUUUGGCCUGCAUUGAUUCAACUCCUAUCGCAUUCUUUAGACACAUAUUCCCAUCACAUAGAGUUCAAGCAACCAACAAAUAUCAUAAUUUGCUCAACUUGGCCAUACGUCAAACAGGUGAUUGUGAAUUACGAGACAAACUCAAGAGAAUGAAAGAAGUUUUGGAUGAAUCAAGAAUGCUACAAGACUGGGAAACAUGGAUGCAGGAGAAAGCUGCGAUCCUAAUUCGUUGUUCCAUACGCAAUACAAGCAUAAACCUUCAUGAAGAAACAAACUCUUUAGCACGAAACAAGGUAUCAUUUGUUACUAACAUUUUUCAUGAAACGGUUACUGCAUCAGCAAUUGACAAAAAAUUAGCAGAUAUCUUCAAGUCCUCCACUGGUGUGGGAUCAAUUAUGGAUCUGUGUCCAUUUUCGAAAUUUUCAUUGGCUAUUGACACAGAUCUGCACGAAAAAAUUUUGCAUCAAGUCUUUGAUUCUAUUGAUGUGCUUAUCAUCGAUGAACUGCAUUCCUUUUUGACAGACUUUUUCAAUUCUGAUCAUGGUCCAGAGGGAUGGGAUAUUGCAGUAGAGUCAUUACAUGUUAGUAAUACAGAGCAUGAAAUUAUUGGAAAAACCAAAAAACUGCUUAAACCAACUUUGGUCCAUUUCUUCAAGGCAUUUUCAUUAAAUGCUCUUAAUCCUUUGCGCAACCUUGAGACAUUAGAGAAACCUUAUCUAAAUCGAUUUGUGCAUCCAAUAAUUGAUGCAGCACUUUGGAUAUUUGGGAGAACAAACUAUAUCUACGGAGAGAUUCCUUUACAAACAGAAAAAUCAUGCAUUCCUGCAUUUGCUGGUAUGGGUUAUUUUAGCUUAUACCUCGCUGGAAAAUUACAUGUAUUUGAUAGAAAAGGCUACACAUACAAAAGCUUUGUUGUGGUUACUCCUUUGGUCAUUGCUAUACUUAUUUGUAUUUCAAGAACUCAAGAUUAUCGUCAUCAUUGGCAAGAUGUGUUUGCAGGAAGUACUCUUGGUUUUAUAUUAGCAAUAUUUUCUUAUUAUCAAUACUACCCCAGCAUUCACUCACCAGUUUGUGAUAAACCAUACUCUGUCAGAUUAAAGAAAAAGGUACCUGGUCGUUCUGCAGAAUUUGAAUUUGCAGAUGGCUCUAAUUUCACAGUAAAAAUUACCAGGGAAGACGGCGGUCUUGUAUAUCAAGAUAAUAGGGCUCUUCUGAGUUAUGAUGCUGAUUCUUUAGACAAUAUUAGCAAAGCCUCUAGUUCUUCUAAUGUUUAA
Entrophospora sp. SA101 is the source of this 1335-nucleotide messenger RNA. NCBI's taxonomy places the organism in Eukaryota, Fungi, Glomeromycota, Glomeromycetes, Entrophosporales, Entrophosporaceae. The record is from the annotation of a GenBank genome assembly.